CACACACACAGGAGAAAGAGGGCAUUAGGGCAAGUCCUGCUUCUCUCUCAUAAACAAUCACAGUCAGCAGACUAGACUACAGCAGAGCAGCUUGAACUCAGAGCGACGCAGAUUUCUUUUAGACACUCGUGAGAUCGGUAAUAGCCUAUAUUUUAAAUGUAGUUUGUAAUCGAGAAGUGUGCAUAUAGUCACUAAAGUGGGACAGUCGCGGUGUAGGAGUUGUUGUGCGCAAACCACCCAUGACCAAAGCGCGUGGAAUACUUUGAAUUGAAGAAGCAAGUUGGGAGUACAUUUAGUCCAUCGAAAAUAAUUCCGUUAUAUAUUGGAGGUUACUUUUAUUGACUUUUCAAACCAGUGAUAUUUUUUUGUUUCCCUUUGUUUUGGCUGUCUACACGACUGCUGGACUGGACACAGUCAUGCGCUCUCUGUCUCUCUAUUGUGACAUCGAGUUUCCAGCAUUUUUCCUAGGCUAUUUCUGGUUUAUUUGAAUAGGGACAGAUAUAAACACAUUGAUAUAGCGAACAAACAACUAUCUGAAACUGUUCACAGUGUGUAGGACCAUUUUCAACACCUGACCCUCUAUGGGAUUUUGGAAAGCUUUAUGAGACUGUAGAGAACUUGCUAGGACUUGUGUUUCACAGACCUUACAGAACUUCAUAUUUUGUGGACAUCAGAACAGGCCAGGAGCCAUCAUGGGUGUCAGGCAGAGCAGCCCCAUGGCUGAGCGUCGAACCCGGGCGUAUUCUAGCCCUGUCCCCUCCUCUGGAGGCAGCACUACCCCAGUGUUCAGAUACACAGCUGGGCCUGGUGGCCCCCAAAUUCACUACACCGGAUGGAACCGACCCAGCUCCUACCAGCAGAUUAGUGUACCUGGACGGAGCAGGACGGAUGUGUUUGGUGACAGUCUGGACGAGGAGGAGUCAGACUGGGAGAGAGGAGAACACCAGCUGAUGAUUGGCUCUCUACCACUUCACCUGUCCCCUAACCUACUGGCAGGGUUCCACUGUCCUGUUUGCAGUAAGUUUUUGGUGUCAGAUGAGAUGGAGAUCCACCUGAUCAUGUGUCUCACCAAGCCACGACUCGCCUACAACGAGGACGUUCUGGAGAAGGACAGUCAGGAGUGUGCCAUCUGUCUAGAUGAGAUGGAGCAGGGAGACACCAUCGCUAGACUGCCCUGUCUCUGUAUCUACCACAAAGGGUGUAUAGACGAGUGGUUUGAGGUGAAUCGUUCGUGUCCAGAGCACCCCUCGGACUAAGGCUUCAGAUACCCACGGCAUGUCUACUAUCUACCUAGUUCAUCCAGAUCUACGUGUUCAUGACAUGCUGGCCUAUGAAUCUACUUCAUCCAGAUCUACGUCCUCAUGACAUGCUGGCCUAUGAAUCUACUUCAUCCAGAUCUACGUCCUCAUGACAUGCUGGCCUAUGAAUCUACUUUACCUACAUCUACGUCCUCAUGACAUGCUGGCCUAUGAAUCUACUUCAUCCAGAUCUACGUCCUCAUGACAUGCUGGCCUAUGAAUCUACUUCAUCCAGAUCUACGUCCUCAUGACAUGCUGGCCUAUGAAUCUACUUCAUCCAGAUCUAGGUCUUCAUGACAUGCUGACCUAUGAAUCUACUUCAUCCAGAUCUAGGUCUUCAUGACAUGCUGACCUAUGAAUCUACUUCAUCCAGAUCUAGGUCUUCAUGACAUGCUGACCUAUGAAUCUACUUCAUCCAGAUCUAGGUCUUCAUGACAUGCUGACCUAUGAAUCUACUUCAUCCAGAUCUACGUCCUCAUGACAUGCUGGCCUAUGAAUCUACUUCAUCCAGAUCUAGGUCUUCAUGACAUGCUGACCUAUGAAUCUACUUCAUCCAGAUCUAGGUCUUCAUGACAUGCUGACCUAUGAAUCUACUUCAUCCAGAUCUAGGUCUUCAUGACAUGCUGGCCUAUGAAUCUACUUUUACAUCUACGUCUUCAUGACAUGCUGGCCUAUGAAUCUACUUUACCUACAUCUACGUCUUCAUGACAUGCUGGCCUAUGAAUCUACUUCAUCCAGAUCUACGUCCUCAUGAUAUGCUGGCCUAUGAAUCUACUUCAUCCAGAUCUACGUCCUCAUGACAUGCUGGCCUAUGAAUCUACUUCAUCCAGAUCUAUGUCCUCAUGACAUGCUUGCCUAUGAAUCUACUUCACCUAGAUCUACGGCUGACCUGCUGGUCCGUGAAUCUACUCUACUUAUAUCUACGUCUGACCAGUGUUUGAAGAAGAAUGACUCUAGCCUGUAAAGUGCAGCCUACUGUUUUGCCACACCAGGAUACCCUGAUUUGCCUGGAAUGCUCAUUUAGAGACGCUCACCAUAGACUUCAAUAGACUGGGCCUGGACCCGUCUUCUGAGAGUUGUACCUCGACUGACUGACUGACUGACAUCGAAGAUGCUGCUCAUGCUUCUAUAAGACACUGAUGAACGGAUGUCGUCUGAAUGAUGACGACGUGAGGAGGAACACGGUGGUGCAUGGACACACAGUGAGACUUCAUAUUCCUCUCAGAUCUACUCUCGUGCUUAGUGGGUCGGGGUGGAUACCUUCAUUGUUAGUAUUACUGUAUUAUAACAAUGUAAUAAUGGGUUUGAUUUUAACUGUAGAAUGAGGGUAUUUAGACAGCCGUUUCUACUGUAGUAAGAGACAUGGUCUGAAUGCUGUGGCUGAAACAUGCAGCUCAUUCUGACCUUCAUUUGUACAUACUUCUGUCAAUGAUGAAAUCACAUGUUCUGUCGACCUCCAUUUUAUUUCUGUGGUUGUGUAAAAUCAAUGUAAAAGUAGCAUACAGGGAAUUAAAAAACUUUGAUUUACUCAGACAUCACUGUGAUAUGUAUAUUUUGCAUAAGAGCUUGUAUUUGAUUAAUUAAGAACUAAAGCACAAAUCAACUGCAGAAUAUGUACUGUAACAAUAUGGUGAUUAUAUAUGUACACAAUGUCAUUAAUGUAUGUUACAUAUGUACUGUGUUUUAAUAUUACUGAAUCAGAACCUUUUAGAGGUUUAAGAAACAAAGAAUAAAAAUAUGAAAUUGA
This is a messenger RNA of Salmo salar (Atlantic salmon), 3045 nucleotides long. It is a transcript of the gene znrf2a, whose product is annotated as zinc and ring finger 2a. Gene Ontology annotation, cellular component: cytoplasm; membrane; intracellular membrane-bounded organelle. Gene Ontology annotation, molecular function: ubiquitin protein ligase activity. The record is from RefSeq and is a predicted model, not a curated record. NCBI's taxonomy places the organism in Eukaryota, Metazoa, Chordata, Actinopteri, Salmoniformes, Salmonidae. Gene Ontology annotation, biological process: protein K48-linked ubiquitination; proteasome-mediated ubiquitin-dependent protein catabolic process.